Messenger RNA from Anoplophora glabripennis (Asian longhorned beetle), 1763 nucleotides. RefSeq names its product galactosylgalactosylxylosylprotein 3-beta-glucuronosyltransferase P. Gene Ontology annotation, cellular component: Golgi membrane. Gene Ontology annotation, biological process: carbohydrate metabolic process; chondroitin sulfate proteoglycan biosynthetic process. Lineage: Eukaryota; Metazoa; Arthropoda; Insecta; Coleoptera; Cerambycidae. Gene Ontology annotation, molecular function: galactosylgalactosylxylosylprotein 3-beta-glucuronosyltransferase activity. The coding region runs from base 349 to 1290 and encodes 313 amino acids. The transcript is spliced from 6 exons. The record is from RefSeq and is a predicted model, not a curated record.
CUCGUUCCUGUCUGAGUCGCAACGAAUAGAAUAGAUUAAAUCGGAGUAUGGUAUAAGGGUGAAUAUAGAAUAUCCCUUAACUUAGUAAGCACCAUACAAACAUAAGCGAUACAAUAGCUGGUUCUAACCAAAACACUGGACAGUUAUAUAAUUUUCAAGCGAGUGAUUUAACCGGAGGAUCAUUUAAUUAAUAUAUAUCCGAGGGAAGUGAUGAAUUGAAAGUACCCAUAAAUAAAAAAAGGCGAGAAAAUACAAGAUAAAUAUAAGGAUGUCCAAGGCUGUAAGGAUACUGCUUCAAAAAAAUUGUAACGAGGAAGGAAAUUACAGCGAAAGAUAGCUCCCACAAUUAUGAAGGUGCCCAUGAAACUCUACCUGAUCGUAUUUGUGUGUGCUUUCAUUAUUCUUGUGCAAUAUCACCUGUAUAACCCUUGGGUCAUACCACAAAGCAGUAAUGAAGUACCACAGUCUCUCGUCGAAAGACGAGUACCAAUACAAGUGUCAGUACCGUGUGUCAACAUUGUACCUCCCGACACUGGGAAUUUACCCCCGCUAUAUAUAAUAACGCCUACUUAUAGUAGACCUGAACAGAUUGCGGAAUUGACUAGACUGUCUCAUACUUUAAUGUUAGUACCAAAAAUAAUAUGGUUAGUGAUAGAGGAUGCCUACCAUACAAAUGAUCUCAUAGAGGAUGUUUUAAAGAAAUCUGGGCUUACAUACUAUUACACAGUCGCUCCUAUGCCCGCACAAUAUAAAAACAAAACCAAAGGUCCUAAACCUAGAGGUGUCUCGAACAGGAAUAAGGGGUUGUCGUGGAUAAGGGAAAAUGCCAAAACUGGAGUUUUUUAUUUUGCCGAUGACGAUAACACCUAUGAUUUAGAUUUGUUCAAAGAGAUAAGACAUACAAAACGAGUGUCAAUGUUUCCAGUGGGCUUGAUAACAAAGGCUGGUGUAAGUUCCCCUAUUGUAAAGGAUGGAAUAUUCUCAGGUUUUUAUGAUGGAUGGAUCGGGGGAAGGAAAUUUGCUGUAGAUAUGGCAGGGUUUGCUGUAUCUGUGGAUUUUUUAUUGAAACGUCCAAAAGCGGCUAUGCCAUUUAAGCCUGGAUUUGAAGAGGACGGGUUUUUGAAAAGUUUGGCACCUUUUGAACCCAAAGAAGUCGAACUUUUGGCAGAUAAUUGUACAAAAAUACUGGUGUGGCAUACACAAACAAAGAAAAAUGAGCCUUCACUUCCCCUGGAUAUGGCAAAGUACAGCAAUACCAAUUUAAUAAAGCUCAAGAAAAUUCUAGUCUAGCCAGCGCAUAUUUUGGGAAGAAAGUAAAGUUGGCACUACUGUUCGUACAGCAUAGCAUACUGCUCUGAAGAUUAAGUCCAUAAAGACGUUGUAAAUAAAACGUACAAAUAAUUUAUUUUUUUUAUAAAGAAAAGUGAUCUGUUUAAAUUUUGAUGUUAAAAAGGAUAAUAAAAGUCUCUGCGUAACUUGAGGUUUAGAAAAAAUGAGAAGUUCCUUAUUAAUGAAUCAUUAGUUGAACUGAGAUAUUAUGUUUCUCUAUUAUUUGUGUAUUUAUAUUUAGAUUAUGAGGAAAUGAUUGUGAUACUUUUUUAUAACAAUGCAAUAUCAUUCUGCAUUAACCAUAUCCCACUUUACUUUUAAAUUUAUUUAUUGAAGUAUGGGGCUGUGGAAGAUUUUUUUUAUAAAUUAACUAUAAGGUAUUGUAAUAUACACAAUCAUGUAGAAAUAUAAUACAAUAAAUAUAUUUAUCUCAU